GUGAUACCCGGCCUAGAAGGGACUUGAGUGACAUCUGAGUUCAAGUCCCAUCUCUCUCACUGAAGACCCUGAGGCCCAGAGAGGUCUUGGCCAUGGCUCCCUGGAUAGCUUCCCUGUCUCUGACGGCCCUGCUGGUCCUGUCUACCCCACCAGCCGGCAAGGCCCUUGUCAACCAGCACCUGUGUGGCUCCCACCUGGUGGAGGCCUUGUACCUGGUGUGUGGGGAGAGGGGCUUCUUCUACACCCCCAAAGCACGCCGGGAUGUGGAGCAGCCUCUGGUGGGUGAAGCCGGAGGGGAAGAGCUGCCCUUCCCGCCCGAGUACCAACUACAGAAACGAGGCAUCGUUGAGCAAUGCUGCAACAGCAUCUGCUCCCUCUACCAGCUGGAGACCUACUGCAAUUAGCGACCCCCCACCCCCACCCCGGGACUGUGCGCUCUAGAAGGCGCCUCCUGCCCGUAGAGCUUUGCAACAACUGAAUAAA
Dromiciops gliroides (monito del monte) is the source of this 483-nucleotide messenger RNA. It is a transcript of the gene INS, whose product is annotated as insulin. Gene Ontology annotation, molecular function: hormone activity. Bases 93 to 404 code for a protein of 103 amino acids. NCBI's taxonomy places the organism in Eukaryota, Metazoa, Chordata, Mammalia, Microbiotheria, Microbiotheriidae. The record is from RefSeq and is a predicted model, not a curated record. The transcript is spliced from 3 exons. Gene Ontology annotation, cellular component: extracellular region.